AUGGUGAGUGCGCUCCGUCGAAACAUACAUCCGGCUUACUCACUUACCCCUCAGUCGCUGUCGUAUCUGCAACAAGAAUCCACUCCAUUAUUACCUGAUUCAAUCUGGGCAUUAUCAUGGACAUCGUCCAACAAGCUUGUAUCAGGAUCAGCCGAUGGCCAUCUUCGAGUCUGGGAUCCCAGUGAACUCUCCAAACCUAUAUACGACUUGUCCUCGCAUCCUUUAGCCAUAAGCUCUUUAUCCACAACUAAAGAUGGAAAGAAAGCUUUAGCAACUAGCUUAGAUGGCAGUGUGGUUUUGAUAGAUGUGGAACAAGGGACUGUACUUGGAAAGGUUGAAACUGGUAGAGAAAAAGCUGGAGAAGGAGAAAAAGAAUUGCCAGCAUUCACUUCAGCGAUUCACCCGGAGGAGAAAUGUUGGGCAUGGUCAGGUCGAUCUUCGAAGCUCGCUAUACGAUCAAUCGAAUCCAUAGCGGAAGUCAAUGGGAACGGUGAAAGUAGUGGUAGCGGAAGAGGAGUUUUAGGAGGUGCAGGAAAAGUCAUCGAUACUGGUAAAGGAAAAUUUGGUAUGGAUCUACAAUUUUCGCCAGACGGUCAAUCACUUGCUUUGGCGACAGAACAAGGUCAAGUAAUAGUAUUAGAUACCGAGACUCAAAGUGUAGUUGCUACAUAUACUUCACAUAACAAGGCUGUCAGAACAAUUACUUGGUCGCCGGAUUCUCAAUGGCUGUAUUCAGGAUCGGACGAUCACUUGAUUGUAUUGUACGAUGUCCGAGCAGGAUCCAAAUCUGGAGACGGUGUUGGUAAAGGUGAAGGAGCAGUUGCUAUGAUGCAAGGACACCAAAGUUGGGUGUUGAAAGUUGAUGCCAGUCCCGAUGGCAAAUUACUGGGAAGUGGAGGCGCAGAUAGUAUGAUCAAACUUUGGGAUGUAGGACAACGUUCAUGCGUGUCGACUUCAACUGGAAAUUCUGAAAUCUGGGGUUUCGCUUGGCAACCUACUGCAACUGACACCUUUGCAGCUGGAAAGCAAUUCGCCGUAGCAGGGGACGAUAAAGCAAUCACGUUAUUUAGAGCUGCUGGUUCUAUAUAA
Molecule: messenger RNA, 1089 nt
Organism: Kwoniella shivajii
Lineage: Eukaryota; Fungi; Basidiomycota; Tremellomycetes; Tremellales; Cryptococcaceae
Exons: 6
Coding region: 1-1089 (362 amino acids)
Cellular component (GO): nucleus
Molecular function (GO): protein binding
Source: RefSeq, a predicted model, not a curated record